AAGUAGCACAGCCCGUAGUCUUGGACUGACCGCCGAGUCCGUCGUACAGUUAGUCGGUACCACUCGAUGCCGUUAAUUGACGUACCAUCAUCGGUACCGUGUGUUGGUGUUGGUGCGAAACUUAAUAUCUACAAGUGAUUAGUUUUGGGUGGUUGCGAUUAAGGAAAACGCGUCUUGCAGAUGUUCCAAAGCGGUACCCGAUCGGUCCAACCGUAUCGUUUCCAUGGAUGGUACUAAUUGAAACGAGUGCGACCUCACACGAAGACUUGUAAGCGAUUUUGUUGUUUUGUGUAGAAAACAAUAAUUUUAGUGGAUUGUUGACUUAACUAUAUCAGCAUCCGGCUGCACCUCGUGGUACCUUGAAAUGUUAGUGAUCCUCCUAGGCUAGAAAUUCAAUUAAAAUGUUCGCGAGUUUCACUCGAGCAUAAAUCAGUGGAGACAGUUUCAAAUAUUGUGACUUUCUUGCAGUGUAUAAACUUUAAACUAUACUACUGUAGGCGGAAGUACCUUUUUUCUACUAGGUGCUGGUCAGAGACAGGACAUUUAUAACCAGCAAAGUCUCCUGCCACAAUGGACCAAGUCGGCAUAGCACCUCCGCCGCUGCCGCCGAAGACCCGUCGGUCCCCUCCAGCCUCCUCGGCAACGGUACAACCCAGUGACGUGUUCUCAACGUUCCCCGAGCAAGUCGGCACCGACCAUUCUCCAAGUCACGUCGUCAAAAUCCGCAUCAACCCUGACGAGAACGUGAUAUGCGACGUGGCGCCCUGCAUCCGCAUCAGCGUCAACUCGGAGAUGAUCCCCAACAACGGAAUGGUCGACGCCUCCCCCGACCGCUCCGCCGCGUACUUCUUCUACAACUGUGGGGUCAUGUCUAGCGGCCAGAUCUCGCCCAGCGACACCCUGGACUCGGGCACCUGCAGCGACCUGGACGGCACGCCGCCCCCGCUGCCCAAGAAGAAGAACACCUCGGUGACGCUGAUCCAGCACAAGCGCGCCUCCAGCCUCACCGACAGCGACGACAACGAGAGCAACAUCAGCUGCGACUCCCUCACAAGCGGCAAGAUGUCGCCGGUGAACAAGGAAAUCAAGGCGUCCAAUCUGCCGCAGACGCUGCUCCAGGACAUCAGGCAGCGCAAGAACAGCGUCAUCGUCAAGUCGUACGAGGAGCGUAAGGAGGAGGAGGAGGAGAAGAGUGCCAAUAGUUUGUCGUUCGACACCGAUAUGUUUUACAAGUUUCAUUUGAAUGAACAUUUAAGUGAGGACAAUGAAGCGCCCCCUAAAAACGUGGUGGAAGACGAGACUUUUGCUGGGUAUAAGGACAUUUUGGGGGACAGUGCCGCGACCAUACGCAGCGCGAAAGGGACGGUGAGGGGGGUCAAAAACCGGGUCAGAGCAGGAAUAGCUACUUUCCUACAAAUCAACUCGGUUUCGAAGAACUACAAGGAAAAAGACGCCGGCAAAGUGGUGGUGUACACGACGACGAUGGGCAUCCUGCGCGAGACCUACCAGGCGUGCAUGAAAGUCAAACAGAUCCUUCGCACCCUGCUCAUAAAGUUCGAGGAACGAGACGUCUUCAUGAGCAACGAAUAUCAGAACGAGAUAAGAGAACGCAUGCGUUGCGACCACAUCCUCGUGCCACAGGUGUUCGUCGAUGGGCAACACGUUGGGGACGCCGAGACAAUAGAGAGAUUAAACGAAUCCGGGGAGCUGAGGAGAAUAUUAAAACCUUUCAAGAGUAUGGACGCCUGCACGACCUGCAAAGUUUGCGGCGGAUAUCGACUAUUGCCUUGCCAAGUUUGCAAUGGCAGCAAGAAAUCGGUACACCGGAACCAUUUCACCACCGAAUUCGUAGCUUUGAAAUGUAUGAACUGUGAUGAAGUCGGCUUAGUAAGGUGCACUGCAUGUUAAUACGAAUCUCAAAGCUUCGAAUCUUCCAUCAACCCAUUGGUCGCCGGAUCGAUAAUUCCGGGUUGCCGGAAGUCGCACCGUCCAUUGCCAUAUCCGAGGUUCCAUCCACUCAUUGUACUAUUUCUGUUUUUGUGGUGUCUAUACGAGUGCAAUCUUGUUAGUCUUAGAGUCUUAAUACCAAUACGACUUAUUUUUAAGUAGUUUUUGUAACGAAUUUUAACAUAACUAGCCUAGAUAUUUGUAUAAAUUUUAUUUUGUGUUGAAAUAAAAAACGAAUAAAAAGUUUGCUCGUU
Molecule: messenger RNA, 2201 nt
Organism: Zophobas morio
Lineage: Eukaryota; Metazoa; Arthropoda; Insecta; Coleoptera; Tenebrionidae
Product: glutaredoxin domain-containing cysteine-rich protein CG12206-like
Exons: 5
Coding region: 571-1908 (445 amino acids)
Biological process (GO): sensory perception of sound
Source: RefSeq, a predicted model, not a curated record